Messenger RNA from Polyodon spathula (Mississippi paddlefish), 2836 nucleotides. RefSeq names its product interleukin-1 receptor-associated kinase 4 (gene irak4). NCBI's taxonomy places the organism in Eukaryota, Metazoa, Chordata, Actinopteri, Acipenseriformes, Polyodontidae. The transcript is spliced from 12 exons. Gene Ontology annotation, molecular function: magnesium ion binding; protein serine/threonine kinase activity; ATP binding. Gene Ontology annotation, biological process: signal transduction; protein phosphorylation. Bases 150 to 1496 code for a protein of 448 amino acids. The record is from RefSeq and is a predicted model, not a curated record.
UUAAAGGUAAAGUGUGCAAGGACACGGAAGUACAGUAUGUGAGUUUCCUAACUUGUGAAACAUUGUUUUCUUCAAAAGAUUAUAAUAACAUCAUCUUUUUUCAUUUCAUUCAGUUUCAAAUGUGGCAAAGUCGUAAAGCUUUAUAAAGAAUGAGCAAACCAAUAACUUCGUCUACUUAUGUUCGGUGCCUAAAUCAUGGAAUGUUUAGAAAACUUGCAGAUUAUCUGGACCCUCAAAAUGACUGGAAGAAAAUUGCAGCGGAUAUCAUUAAACCAACAGGGGAACCAAGAUAUAACCAAUUUCACCUAAGGAGAUUUGAAGGAGUAGUAGCCAUGGGGAAAAGUCCUACCACUGAAUUACUGUAUGACUGGGGAACCACAAACUGCACGGUCGGGGACCUUGUGGACAUUUUAUUACGAAACCAGCUUCUUGCACCUGCUAACAUACUACUUCCAGAUGUUGUAAAAGAAACACCGGCUUCACAACCAAUUGCCCCUCUGAGUUCCCAGGACACUAUUCCUUAUGUUGAACCCACGAUGCAAAAUCUAACUGAGCCUCAAUCUCCAACUAUGGACAGCAGAACUCCAGAGGAGCUCAGUGACACAGGCUUCCACAACUUUACAUUCCAUGAACUGAUGAAGCUCACGAGUAACUUUGAUGAACGUCCAAUGUCCUCAGGUGGCAAUAAGCUUGGAGAGGGAGGCUUUGGCAUAGUGUACAGAGGCUGUUUCGACAACAAAGUAGUGGCAGUGAAAAAACUUACAACAGUGCCCGAGUUUUCUCUUCAAGAAUUGAGACAUCAGUUUAAUCAAGAAAUCAAAACUAUGAUGAUGUGCCAACAUGAAAACCUUGUAGAAAUGAUCGGUUUCUCUUCCGAUGGGGAUCAUCCUUGCUUAGUGUAUGCUUACAUGUCCAAUGGCUCUUUGCUAGACAGACUGGCCUGCCGGGAUGGUACAAGCCCACUGCCUUGGAGUACCCGGUGUUCCAUUGCUGUAGGUACAGCUAGAGGUAUUGAAUAUUUACACAGCAAGAAUCACAUUCACAGGGACGUUAAAAGCGCAAAUGUCUUGCUGGAUAAAAUGCUUGUGCCAAAGAUUGCAGACUUUGGGCUCACUCGAGCUUCAGAAAAAAUGACCUCAACAGUAAUGACAGAAAAGGUUGUGGGUACGACUGCUUACAUGGCACCUGAGGCAUUGCGAGGGGAGGUCACGCCCCUGUCGGAUGUUUUUAGUUUUGGUGUAGUUUUGCUGGAAAUAAUAUCAGGUCUUCCACCAUUUGAUGAGAACCGUGAACCACAGCUACUGUUGGAUAUUAAAGAUGAAAUUGAAGAUGAGGAGAUGACAGUAGAGGAUUAUGUGGACAAGAAAAUGGAAGAGUUUGGCAUGCCAUCAGUAGAGAAAAUGUAUUCAAUCGCUACCCAGUGUCUUAAUGAGAGAAAGAACAGGCGGCCAGAUAUGAAGAAGGUCAAUGGAUUGCUUGAAGAAAUUAGGGCUUAAUUCUUGUGUAUUUGGAAUGAGACAACUAAACAUUUAAGUAAAGCAAAUUGAUGCUUUAUUUUCUACAAUCUAAUAUAUUUGGUCAUAUCCUGUGUUAUUCCAUCAUAUUGAGUUUUUUGGAAGGAAAUGUCAAUCAAUCUAUUUUAUAUAGUGCCUUUCAUAGUCGACUAUCACAAAACACUUUACUAGAUGCAGUGACACCAAAAUCCGUAAUACUUUAAAUACAGAGAAGUGCACAACACAGUGCAUAACUGUGACAGUCUGUAGUUGUUUUCUGUACUGUAAAUUAUGUGAAGUGUAAAGCUGAAUGAAUGUGCCUGCUGACCAGUGGGGCCUACUUACCUGUUACAACUGCGAUUACUAUUUUAAAUGUAUGUAAUAAAACAUGUAUUUUUUGUAAAUGCAAAAAUAUAAUAUCCAUUCAAAUGACUAGGGUCCUUGAAUAAAACACUCCUUAAAACAGUCCUUAAAGUUCUGUUGAUAGGGCACCAAAGUUCCUACCAAAGCAUCCCUUUCCUUAUUGUAGACAGUUGCUGCCUAGUAGCAUAGCUUUUUAUGGAGUGCCUUCUGAAGUGCCAUCAUGUGCAUCUCUGUGUAGCGCAAUAUUAUGACAAGGUAUCAAACAGCACAUAAACAACUCUAAAAUAGAAAGGAUCACACAUAGGUUAAUUUGAUCAAUGGGUAAAGGUUUCUUUUGUAUUCUUUCAAGUCCACACAAUGUGCAAAAAUGUAAUUACAAAGAAACAGUAAAAAAUGAGAUUUAUGUAGGUAAUCUAAGAAGCUUGAUAUCCUGGACACAUUUGUUUCUUCUUCAUUAACAGUAACCUAUAAUGGUUCCAUACAUCCAAAUCUGUAUCUAAACCAGGGUUGGUCAAAGUUGUCUCUUCCACUCCCGGCCGUUGUUCCAAUCCUGUUCUCAAUUGUUUAAUUGAACCAAUUCAACCUCAUCCUGUCAUUAUGUCAUUUUGCCUGUUAAACCUCCAGGACUGAUUGGCCACCCCUGACCUAAUCCAUAAAAACACUUUGUGCAUUAUUCCUUAUAUAACUCAUAACUUAAAGUUUUGCGAAUGACCCAUAUGCUCCUAUUUAUUAAUCUUAUUCACUCCAGCCUACAAUUUGCUCCUUUGGUAGAAUGGAAGAUAGAAUUGGGAAUGUCUACCUGUUGUGUCUUACUGAAUUUAUAACUGGGUUGUUUUCCUUUACAAGAACUAUAGCAAAUUGCACCCGAGUACAAACAGAUUUGAUAAAUUGGGGUCUGCUGCAGCAGAUCAUUCACAGCAAUAAUUCAUACCAGUUUAUAAACCUGAAAUGCGUAAAGGUGAAGAAAAAUUAAUGACUGA